UUUUGGACGCGCUCACCUUCAGUUGCUUUGACGACAUGGCAAGUAUCAGAGAAUUUUACGCUGGACGCUCCAUUCUUGUAACCGGUGCUACCGGCUUCAUCGGUAAAGUCUUAAUCGAGAAGCUGCUACGAUCGUGCCCGAAAAUCGAUAAACUCUACAUUCUAAUUCGGUCGAAAAAGGGUCAGAGCCCCGAAGAACGCAUCAAAGCGAUCACGGACCUUCCGCUCUUCGACAAACUAAAAUUGGAGUAUCCAAAUGCGAUCGGCGAUAAGCUUAGAUUAAUCAAUGGCGAUGUCACCGAGUUGGGGAUGGGACUCUCCAAGUCCGACGAAGAUCUCCUAAUCGAAAACGUCUCGGUGGUAUUCAACGGCGCCGCCUCGGUACGCUUCGACGACACCCUGAAGUACGCGGUCUUAAUGAACACCCGAGGCACGCGCGAGCUUCUCAACCUCGUGCUUAAAAUGAAAAAAAUAGACGUCUUCCUUCACAUCUCCACCACUUACUGCAACGUCGAUCACCAGGUGGUCGACGAACGGCUCUACCCCCCUCACGCCGAUUGGAGAAAGACGAUCGAGAUCGCCGAGAACAUCGACGAACACCACCUGCAGGUGCUCACCGAGAAGUACAUCGGCGCCCUCCCGAACACCUACACCUUCUCCAAGUCCCUGGCGGAACACUGCGUCACCGAUUUGUGCACCGGCAAGAUCCCCGCUGUCGUCUUCCGUCCGUCGAUUGUGAUAGCGACACGAAACGAUCCCGUAGCCGGAUGGCUUGAUAACUUCAAUGGACCCAUCGGUCUAUUGAUAGCGUCGGGAAAAGGUAUCUUAAGGACCUGUUGCACGAAUCCGGAUCUGAAGGCGGAUUAUAUGCCCGUAGACACUUGCGUUCGUGCCUUGCUGCUCGCUGCAUGGACUAAAGGUACGUCGAAAGAUCCGAAAGAAAAGCUUGACGUGUCAUUCUACAACUGUAGCAACAACGACCUGUAUCCGAUCACCAUGAAGGAGCUAAUCGAUAUGGCCAAGAAGCACAUGUGGGAAGUACCGCUUAGCACUAUGCUAUGGUAUCCAGGCGGAGGGGUGACUCCGUACAGAUUGUGGUAUUACCUUAACGUUAUCUUCCUCCAUCUUCUGCCGGCCGUAGUGAUCGACUCGAUCCUGCGACUGCUCAAUCACAAACCGCUCUUAGUGAAAAUCCAAAGACGCAUCUACAUUGCGAACAUCGCUCUCCACCACUUCAUUACGUAUCAGUGGUCGUUUCCGAACUAUAAGUUAUUGGCCUUAGAAGAGAGACUACUCCCCGAGGAGGCGGAGGAUUUCGGUUACGACAGGUACAAUUUCAACGUCGAUGACUACUUCUUCAAUUGCAUGAAAUACGUCCCUCUGUAUCUCCUGAAGGAGCACGACUACAAUCCUGAGCAGGCGAAGCGGAACUUAUAUCGUAUGUACAUAUUGGAUCGUGUGGUCCGCAUCCUCGUCCUGGCACUCAUUGUGUGGUACUGUACUUGCAAGGUCAACCUUAUGGGAUACUUGGGAACGAAACUGGUCGAUUUUUACGAGGCCAUUUUAAUAUAAUUAGUUUUUGUAGGUACGUUAGCAACCAUCACCUUUGUUCCAAACCAUCUUUCUUAAAUGCAUAAUGAUUACUACAGAAAUUGCUUAACAAAGAAAAACAAAAAGAAGCAAUAAAGAUAGUUUACUCAAAGAAAAAAGAUACUAAAAAAGCAGAAUAACACUAUUUUAUUUUUAAUAAGAUCUAGAUACUUCAACGUUAUUUUUGAGAGCUGGCAACAGCGCUUGUUUUUAGAUGAAGAGGAAAGCCGCCGUCCAGCGAACGCUCCUUACUGUACAGCCGUCUUGGUUUGAGGUGUCGUCGAGAGAGCGUGUUGUGUAGAUUAAGUUUUUCUGUGUUAUUUAAUGCGGAUAGUAAUCCUUGCAUUUCUUUAUAAUGUGUUUGUGUUUUGUAUACAUUUGAGAUGUCCGUUUUCAAAAUUUAAGCUACAAGUACCGUUGGCGUAAAUAGAGACACCAUUUGACAGUG
This is a messenger RNA of Photinus pyralis (common eastern firefly), 2037 nucleotides long. Its product is annotated as putative fatty acyl-CoA reductase CG5065. Gene Ontology annotation, cellular component: peroxisome. The coding region runs from base 36 to 1571 and encodes 511 amino acids. Lineage: Eukaryota; Metazoa; Arthropoda; Insecta; Coleoptera; Lampyridae. Gene Ontology annotation, molecular function: alcohol-forming very long-chain fatty acyl-CoA reductase (NADP+) activity. The transcript has 6 exons. The record is from RefSeq and is a predicted model, not a curated record. Gene Ontology annotation, biological process: long-chain fatty-acyl-CoA metabolic process.